Molecule: messenger RNA, 1252 nt
Organism: Etheostoma cragini (Arkansas darter)
Lineage: Eukaryota; Metazoa; Chordata; Actinopteri; Perciformes; Percidae
Product: claudin-10
Exons: 5
Coding region: 303-1235 (310 amino acids)
Biological process (GO): bicellular tight junction assembly; cell adhesion
Cellular component (GO): bicellular tight junction; plasma membrane
Molecular function (GO): structural molecule activity
Source: RefSeq, a predicted model, not a curated record
UGGCCCAUGGGAACCUGAGCAACUGUUGUCUCUCACCCACAUGUACAUUACUAGCUGGAACAACAGCACACCCCUGAUGUGUAUCUGUUUGAAUGUGAAUUAAGUAGUCCAGCUCAGGAUGUACAUGUCUUCUGCAUGAGUAACAGGCUGCCAUUUAAAGAAAUAACAAAAAAGAGCAUCACAAUUUUAAUUGUGGAUGAGUAAUCGAUGAUCAGAAAUAGAACCUUUUGGAAAUAACCUAUUGCAAGAGCUUCCUUGGAUCUUAAAUCUACAUAGCAGAUCAACUCACAAGAAGCUGGGAGAUGCAGAUCCGUGUGGUCCAGAUCUGGGGUUUCCUGAUGAUCGUUGUUGGCUGGAUCUUUGUUGCCUGCACCAUGGCCAUGGAGGGCUGGAAGAUCAGCGCCAUUGGGGGGAUGGGGGGCUCUGCCGUCAUCAAGGUGAGAUGGUACUGGUCCAACCUGUGGAGAUCCUGUGUUACGGACUCAAUUAAUAUCAGUAACUGUUACGACUAUCCUGUGCUCUGGUCUGUGGAGGGUCACAUCCAGAUAGUACGAGGUCUGCUGAUGGCAGCUCUUUCCCUCGGCGUCGUGGGGUUUGUGCUUGGUAUGAUGGGCAUGGAGUGCACCUUCAUUGGGGGAAAAGACCGGUCAAAGUACAAGAAGAUCUACGCCAGUGGAUGUUGCCAUAUAAUCAGCGGAUUGAUGUCCACAUGUGGGUAUGCUGUUUAUGCACAUUAUGUCUCAUUUGAAUACUUCAGCCUUAACUUUGAUGGACUAAAAUAUGACCUUGGCACCCCGUUGUUCCUCGGCUGGGUCGGCUCGGCCUUUCACAUGACUGGUGGUUUCUUCUAUCUGUGGUCAGUGUGCACGCCGAUCUGCGGAGAAGAGGAAAUGGAAAUAAAUGUCCAGCCACUACCAGACCUCGAGCAAAACAAGCCCACCUCACCUCUGUCCACUGUGUCCAAGAUCUCAUUCAAGACCAAGGUGGCCUCAGAGUCAGAGUUUUUGCCUAAGUCUAAGCAGUCGGACCUGUCUGGCACUUCCUCGAGUUUAGAACGCGUGUCCAAAUCUGGACGCACAGCCAAGUUAAGGCAGUCAUCCCAGACUGGGCAAACCACCCGUUCUGCAACGUGGAGGUCAGGAUCCGAGGCGGGAUCUGAGUCACUAACGGGCCCAACUACGUCAGGCACCUCGAGUAUUAAGACUAAACAGUUCUUUAAAAAAUCUUAUAUUUGAAUAAAUGUGAGUCAUAA